Messenger RNA from Betta splendens (Siamese fighting fish), 570 nucleotides. RefSeq names its product histidine triad nucleotide binding protein 1 (gene hint1). Gene Ontology annotation, cellular component: nucleus; cytoplasm. The coding region runs from base 51 to 431 and encodes 126 amino acids. Gene Ontology annotation, molecular function: hydrolase activity. Lineage: Eukaryota; Metazoa; Chordata; Actinopteri; Anabantiformes; Osphronemidae. Gene Ontology annotation, biological process: purine ribonucleotide catabolic process. The transcript has 3 exons. The record is from RefSeq and is a predicted model, not a curated record.
CGUUGCACAUAGCCAAAAGCGGCGUUCAGGGGCGGUUGGUCUGCGCCAAGAUGGCGGAAGAAACUGCAAAAGCGCAGGUUGCCCAGCCAGGCGGUGACACUAUAUUUGGAAAAAUCGUACGCAAAGAGAUUCCUGCAAACUUUCUGUAUGAGGAUGAUUUGUGUGUAGCCUUUCCUGAUAUUUCUCCUCAAGCUCCAACUCACAUCCUUGUUGUCCCGAAAAAGCCUAUUGUUCAGCUGUCAAAAGCCGAGGAUAAUGAUGCUGCAUUGCUGGGCCACUUGUUGAUUGUUGCAAAGAAGUGUGCUCAACAGGCAGGCCUGUCAAAAGGCUACAGGAUUAUCAUCAAUGAUGGACCAGAUGGAGGCCAGUCCGUUUACCACAUCCACAUCCAUGUCCUAGGUGGUCGGACGCUGGGAUGGCCACCUGGCUAAUGUCCACAUCUAAACACACCCCUGUGCAAUUGGUGUCCACGUCUGUCGUCUGACAACCUUAACACUUCGUCAAGUAAAAUAAGAGUCAAACAAAAUCUGGAAAUUCAUCAAUGAUAAUAAAAUGCACUUCACAACAACA